Molecule: messenger RNA, 1457 nt
Organism: Zea mays
Lineage: Eukaryota; Viridiplantae; Streptophyta; Magnoliopsida; Poales; Poaceae
Product: monoglyceride lipase
Exons: 3
Coding region: 180-1247 (355 amino acids)
Source: RefSeq, marked provisional
CAAUCAUCCAGAAGGUCAAACUCUCCCCUGUUUCGACUUGGUUCCCUGCUCCUGCCCUGAAAGGAGUUGUCUUGGUUCCCUGCCCCUGCCCUGAAAGCAGCAGUUGGAGAGUCGAAUCGUCCUUCUUCUCUCCGGCGGGAGGAGGCGGGCGGUGGGCGGUGGGCGGCGGCAGGACCGUGAUGACGAGCAGCAGCAACAACGGCGGCCGGCCAGACGACGGCGGCGAGGUGGUCCUGGACCACGAGUACCAAGAGGAGUACGUGAGGAACUCGCGGGGGAUGAGCCUCUUCGCAUGCAGAUGGCUGCCGGCAGUUGCAGGCAAGAGGGGGAGGGCUCCAGCUCCAAAGGCGCUCGUCUUCCUCUGCCACGGCUACGCCGUGGAGUGCAGCGUGACGAUGCGCGGCACCGGCGAGCGCCUGGCGCGUGCCGGCUACGCCGUCUACGGCCUGGACUACGAGGGCCACGGCCGCUCCGACGGGCUGCAGGGCUACGUGCCGGAUUUCGACGCGCUGGUGCUGGACUGCGACGAGUACUUCACCUCGGUGGUGGCGGCGGCGGCGCAGUCGCAGUCCAAGGACGCCCACCAACUUCCCCGGUUCCUGCUCGGGGAGUCCAUGGGCGGCGCCGUGGCUCUCCUCCUCCACCGCCGGCGCCCCGAGUACUGGAGCGGCGCCGUGCUGGUGGCGCCCAUGUGCAAGAUCGCCGACGACAUGCGGCCUCACCCGCUGGUGGUCAACAUCCUCAGGGCCAUGACCACCAUCAUCCCGACGUGGAAGAUCGUGCCCAGCAACGACGUCAUCGACGCGGCGUACAGGAGCCAGGAGAAGAGGGACGAGAUCCGCAGCAACCCUUACUGCUACAAGGACAAGCCGCGACUCAAGACCGCCUACGAGCUGCUCAAAGUCAGCUUGGACCUCGAGCACAACCUCCUCCACCAGGUGUCGUUGCCGUUCCUGAUCGUGCACGGCGGGGCAGACAAGGUGACGGACCCGUCGGUGAGCGAGCUGCUGUACCAAUCGGCGGCGAGCCAGGACAAGACGCUCAAGUUCUAUCCGGGCAUGUGGCACGCCCUCACCUCCGGCGAGUCGCCCGACAACAUCCAAGCCGUUUUCCAAGACAUCAUCGCCUGGCUCGACCACAGGUCACCCGACACGGAACAGGAGGAGCUGGUGUCGUCGGAGGUGGAGCAGAAGGCCAAGCACGACGACCAGCGCCACCAGGAGCAGCUCCAGGACGGCAACAAAUAGCUAGCUGCUUGCUUGCCUGCUGCUUUCUUCUCUUUACAGAACGAACCGUUUCAUUUGGUCAUGCAUGGAUACACAUCAUGUCUCAGUGAUACGUACCGACUAAAUUAAAUUAUUAGAUCGACCGCGCUUACCUAGAAAUUAAACAAUCAGCUGUUCGACAUCAUAUAUCAUCAGGUCCUUUAUUAAUUUUAGACUCCAACGUGAUGCAUU